AUGGUAUUUAUUUUAUCUAUUCUUUCGUUCAAUUCAACCAUUUAUAUAGUUUCUGUGCCUGAGGCGGCGAAUGACGAUGAUUUGGAGCUGGAAAGGCAGUUGAAGAUUAUGAACAAACCACCUAUUAAGACAUUUGUGACAAAGGAAGGAGAUAUCAUCGAUUGCAUUGAUAUUAAUAAACAACCAGCACUCGAUCAUCCUCUACUGAAGAAUCACAGAGUUCAGGUAGAACCAAAGUUAAAUUUCAAUGGCUUUGGUAAGUCUUCUCCAAACACAAAAUCUGUGCAAUUUGGAUCAAGAGAACCUUGUCCUGUUGGAACAGUGCCCAUCCCUCGGGUGGUUUCUUUGAAAGACAACUUGAAUUUUGUCAUUAAAUUUGGAUGUCAUGGGACGACAUCAGUCUACAAGCUAACCGUUGCUCAAGGCCAAUCAAGCUCGCAUAAUAUGUGGAUUCAAGCUGGUCCUACGGAUCAUAUCAGUAUGAUUAUAGCCGGUUGGAUGGUUUCCCCACGACUAUAUGGUGAUGCCGUAUCUCGAUUGUUCACUUAUUGGACGGGCAAUGGCUUUCGAGAUGGGUGCUUCAACAUAUUGUGCCCCGGCUUUGUUCAGGUGGAUAGGGAAGUGACCACCAAUUAUCCUUUGCAUCCUACUUCUACUUAUGGUGGUCCACAAUAUGUGCUUGGAAUACGAGUCGAUCAAGACAACACUACUGGGAAUUGGUGGCUGCUUUGUGAUGGAGACCAACCGGUCAAGGUGGGUUAUUGGCCCAAAGAGUUGUUCUUAAAUUUACGAAACGGCGCAGAAUACACAGCUUGGGGAGGAAUCGGACUUGCAGACAGCAAUGGAGUUUGUCCUCCUAUGGGAAGUGGACACAAGCCCGAUGGUAAUUACAGGCACGCCGCAUUCUUUGAGAAGCUCCAAUCUGUAUGCGGCACACCCGGUGGCAACGCCUCACCUCCUUCGGUGGUUACUUCUGAGUGGGUUGAUAAAUCCAACGUCUAUGGUUUCAAGAACGACCACUUUGUUGAAGGAAUGGGCUACACGAUCAACUAUGGAGGUCCCGGAGGUUCUUGCAGAGGAUAA
This is a messenger RNA of Syzygium oleosum, 1083 nucleotides long. RefSeq lists its product as uncharacterized. The transcript has 9 exons. NCBI's taxonomy places the organism in Eukaryota, Viridiplantae, Streptophyta, Magnoliopsida, Myrtales, Myrtaceae. The coding region runs from base 1 to 1083 and encodes 360 amino acids. The record is from RefSeq and is a predicted model, not a curated record.